AUGGCACCUCGACGCGGUGACGGAGGCUAUUCCUCGGGCUACUAUAACCAAGACAAUCCAUGGAGCCAAAAAAUCUGGUUAUCGCUGGAUGGCUACCAGGGUAGAGAUUUCUUUCUCGCCCAAUUUGCCUUUGAUAUCUUUUCACUCGUCGCAUUCAUCACCUUCCUCAUCUGGGCGUGUACAAUUAGGAAUCGCAGUCUCCCUUUGAAGGGAAUCAUGUGUGCCCUGACUUCCUUUAUAUGCUCCCAAAUAUCUACCAUCGUCUGGGCAUCCUUAUAUAUCGCCGAUGCAGAGGUGAUGAUGUACUAUAUGAUCACCUUGAUGCUCCGGGACUUCUUCAUGGUGAUGGGAAUCUGUCUCACUUUCUACGUCUUCUGGAGCCUCAUCCAUCGCUUCCUGGGCCUACUUGUACCCUCCGGCAAGCCGCACGUGGCAGUGACCGCCAUCCAUUAUCUCCUCUUUGCUCUUAUUUUCGUGGCCUCUCUUUCCGAAUGCGCCUUGUAUAUCGCUUUUUGGGUGGGGGCCGUGAUUGCAGACUAUGAACUCAUAAUGCUGCCAUCGGGAAAAUUGAGUGCCGCGAUCUAUAUCGUUUACUGGCUGCUGUCCAUGGAGGUGAUCGGUUGGACGUUCUUCGUGAUUAAGAAGGCUGGGAGUCAUCGUUUCGUCUCAAAGAUGCCCGCUGUUGCACUCAUCAAUGCCGCCGUUUGCUGGUUUGCGGUGUGUUUCGCAUGGGCGAUCAUAUACAUUCGUUAUAGCCUAAUCCUUACCGAUGCUUGGCCGUUAUACUUGGAUCUCGUUAAAGCCAUUAUCCAGUUCAUUUUCUGGACCGGCACUUACACUGGCAUUCUCCUGUGUUGUGCGAAAUGGCACAGACUCGGAGACGAGCAGAGCUAUGCUGCGCCUCAGUACGAGACCCAGUACCAACCUACUCAACUCCCACCCCGGAACACGGCUCAUGUGCCCCAAGGGAAUUAUCCUCCGGUUCAGCAUCAGCCGUAUGGUACUGCUCCUUACCAGGAUUAUUCGGCACAGCCUCACACUCACUCGCACCAAGUCUCGCCUCGGUAA
Molecule: messenger RNA, 1068 nt
Organism: Penicillium coprophilum
Lineage: Eukaryota; Fungi; Ascomycota; Eurotiomycetes; Eurotiales; Aspergillaceae
Exons: 3
Coding region: 1-1068 (355 amino acids)
Source: RefSeq, a predicted model, not a curated record